CUCGCACAUCUCACAUGAAAUUGUAAAAUUUCGCAGGCGACGGGAACUUCGAGCUGAUCGCAGGAAGCGCGGAGGCCGCAACGGGCAACGCGACCGCCAUCCUCGUGAGCAUCAGCGCCAUGGACGCGAGCAUCGUCCAGAAGACGACCUAUAGCUGCAAGAUCAACGAGGGCGUCUACUUCGUCCAGAAGCGAUACUUCCAUCCCAGCGAGUCCCUGACGAGCUACCUGCAGCUGAGGGGCGCGCUGCUGAACGGCGAGCACGUGACGUCGGUGGGGUACGGCGAACGAUGCAGCAAUCCCUUCCCCGGGUACCGGAUCGCCCAGGGCGGCUCCUUUCACCUUCAAUUCUACGUCAAUCUCGGCAAGUUCCACGAUGCGGACGAAGAGUACAUCCUCCUGGAAUACAGCAGCCUCGCCCUGUUUCCCGAAGACUCGCUCAACUUCCUCAGCAUCCAGAUGAAGGUGAGGCAGAACGGGCGAGUGGAGAUCGUGAACAGCGCCUACGACAUCCUCACGUGGGAGAACGAGUAUCCCUUCGCGGAUCCGCUGCAGUGCGACAUCGACGUGUCCGUCGGGUUCUACCGGGUUCCGGGGGAGCAGUACAACCAAUACACGACUUUCUUCGAGAUCGAGGAGGCUCUGCUCAGCGGACAGGAGCUUCAGGCUGCAGUUCUGCGGGGCGGAUGCAGCGAGACUGUUCUCAAGGGAAAGGCACCGCGGGAGGAAUGGAGCGGGACGGGCGUGAGGCUCCUUGAUUGGGUGCAGUUCGCCGACGAGUUGGGUCAUUCCAUCUUCUUCGCCCAGACGCUCGCUGCUUCGGAGGAUGGGGCGAACUUGCAGGAGUAUUGGCUGAGGGAUACGGGGGCGCUGGAGAUGACGGUCACGAAUUUCAAUCCGGCGACCGGGGACGUGACGUCGCAGGUGGUUUACACGUGUCCGCUCACGUCGGGGCUCCUCAUGUCGUCUCCCGCACGGCAAAGUUCCCCCCUGAGCUCGUACUACUCGGUGUACGCUGCGAUGCUGACGGGGCUGCACUUGGAAGCCCGGGUCGACUUCCGGCUGUGUGAAGACCCGACCGGCUCUGGCCAGGACUUCUCCGGCAUCACCAGCGGGGCCUACCUCCGGGAGUUAUACUUCGCCAACCCCGAAACCCCCGAGUCGGUGAUCGCGAGCGCAUCCUACACCAUGGUCUCCGACUUGACUGACGGGAACGGCUUCGCAUACCAGUCGAUGGUGAUCCUCUUCGAUCCGACGGAUCUGGUCAUCGUCCUCCCGGCUUACUGGACGACCGUCGACGGCGUCUGGACGAACAUCCUCGGCGCGGAAUUCUACUUGGAAUGUAACCUCGGGGAGGGGGUCGUGGUU
Molecule: messenger RNA, 1367 nt
Organism: Darwinula stevensoni
Lineage: Eukaryota; Metazoa; Arthropoda; Ostracoda; Podocopida; Darwinulidae
Source: the annotation of a GenBank genome assembly